Molecule: messenger RNA, 153 nt
Organism: Trichobilharzia szidati
Lineage: Eukaryota; Metazoa; Platyhelminthes; Trematoda; Strigeidida; Schistosomatidae
Source: the annotation of a GenBank genome assembly
UCGUUUGCAAGACUACUUUCAGGCUUAUGUCGUUCUGGUGCUUGGGGUUGUUUUGAUGAAUUCAACAGAAUUCAUAUAUCUGUUCUAUCAGUUGUUUCUAGUCAAAUUAAAUCAAUUCAGAAUGCUUUAACAGCAAAAGUGUCAACAUUUCAA